AUGGGUGACAUCAUGGCGACCCCGUUGCUUCCGCAGGUCAUCGCGCCCCUCAUCCUAGGUGUCACCCUGCAUCUGGGCUUGUUCAUCCGCGGCGAAUGGGGCCUGUAUGCGGCCAGCGUCGCUUCGGGCCAUGCCGUCCUCUUUGCUCUCGUGCUGGCCAGGCAGCUGGUGAUCGCCCCUGCGUUGUGGUAUGUCUCCGCGAUACCCAUCGCGGCCUAUCUCUUCGGCCUGCUCGCGAGCAUGACCGUGUAUAGACUCUUCUUCCACCGCCUGAGGUCUUUCCCGGGCCCCCGCCUGGCCGCGGUGACCAAGCUGUGGCACAUGUGGAAGUGCCGAACUGCCCAGAACCACCUUGUUCUGGACUCGUUGCGCCAUUACGGGCCCUUUGUCAGGACUGGUCCCAGCGAGAUCACCAUCUUCCACCCCGCAGGGGUCGAAUACCUCAACGCGCCCCAGAAUUCCAAUACCAGGUCUGAUUGGUAUGAUCUCCUGUACCCAACCGUCGGGGUGUUCAGCAGGGACCCUGCCAUCCACGUCGCCCGCGCAAAGGUUUGGAACAAGGCAACUGCACCAGGCCGUAGGUUCUUGAGUCCAAUCUGUCGACCCGUCUCUUUGCUGACUCUGACCCCCGCAGCCAUGAAGCAGUAUGUUCAAAGGAUCUCAGACCAUGUUUUGAAAUUCGAGACCGCCAUCAGCGCGUUGGCCGGCAAGCCCACCGUCGUCAACGACCUGAUCUAUGAUAUGUCGUUCGACAUUAUCGCCGACAUUGGCUUUGGCACAAGGGAAUUGGACUCCAGGGAGGGGGCUGACGUGGUUGGGAAUGCCCUGACUAUCAUUGGGCCCACCGUCCCCGGGCCCUGGAUUACCAGAUUAGCACUUUCUCUCUUCCCGGGGCUCUGGAGGCUCCCGCACUGGAUGAUGUUGUUCGGGUACACGAUUGGUAUCGUCGAGAAGAGGUUGAAGACCAAGCCAGACGGGGUUGACGUGGCAUCCUUCCUCAUCGAGGACACCCAACGUAAAGACGCAGACAAGAUCAGCCAUGAAGCGCUCCUCGGCGACUCGGGCGUCAUGCUCCUAGCAGGAAGCACCACUGGUCCGGUUUUCAUCCUCAUCUUGUACCUCCUCGCCCGCUUUCCCGAGGAGGCAGAGAAGAUCCGCCAGGAGCUGCGCGGCGUAGACUACAACGACAUGGUGGCCCUAUCCGCCCUGCCACACAUCACAGGCGCAAUCAACGAGGCCCUGAGGCUCUUCCCCGCGGGGCCGACCUUUGGAUCUCGGCAGACCCCACCAGAGGGCCUUGAUUGCGAUGGCGUGUAUAUACCCGGUGGUGUCAAGAUCGUUGCCCCGCGCUGGAGCAUCGGACGACUUGAGGAAGCAUUUGAGGACCCACACAACUUUAUUCCUGAACGCUGGUACAGCAAGCCCGAGUUGGUCAAGGACAAGAGGGCCCAUGCCCCCUUUUCUCUAGGCCGGUACACCUGCUCUGGCAAGAGGAUCGCCAUGGCCCAGUUGAGGCUCACGCUCGCCGUGCUCCUCACCAAGUAUUCCGUCUCUUUCGCCCCGGGGAUCAAGGAUGAGAUGCUCGCGGAGAAGGAGAUGAGGGAUCAGCUGACCCCGCUGCCGGGUGACUUGGAGCUGGUUUUCGAGGAGUUGAAG
This is a messenger RNA of Clonostachys solani, 1656 nucleotides long. Lineage: Eukaryota; Fungi; Ascomycota; Sordariomycetes; Hypocreales; Bionectriaceae. The record is from the annotation of a GenBank genome assembly.